Messenger RNA from Physeter macrocephalus (sperm whale), 4688 nucleotides. It is a transcript of the gene EARS2, whose product is annotated as glutamyl-tRNA synthetase 2, mitochondrial. The transcript has 7 exons. NCBI's taxonomy places the organism in Eukaryota, Metazoa, Chordata, Mammalia, Artiodactyla, Physeteridae. Gene Ontology annotation, cellular component: mitochondrion. Gene Ontology annotation, molecular function: ATP binding; zinc ion binding; glutamate-tRNA ligase activity. The coding region runs from base 30 to 1385 and encodes 451 amino acids. Gene Ontology annotation, biological process: glutamyl-tRNA aminoacylation. The record is from RefSeq and is a predicted model, not a curated record.
AGAAGCCCACGAGUGCGAUUUCACUUCUCAUGGCUGUGCUCCUGAAGAGGUUGUUGCAUACCUGGAGGCCCCCGGCGGCCUUGGGCCGCCCCCUGGGACGGCGCGAGGCCAGCCUGGGCACUCAUGCCGGGGCUGCGGUGCGAGUGCGGUUCGCCCCCAGCCCCACAGGCUUCUUGCACCUGGGCGGCCUCCGCACUGCCUUGUACAACUACAUCUUUGCCAAGAAGCACCGAGGGAGCUUCAUCCUGAGGCUGGAGGACACGGAUCAGACCCGCCUUGUGCCUGGGGCAGCGGAGAAUAUAGAGGACAUGCUGGAGUGGGCAGGCAUCCCCCCUGACGAGAGCCCCCGCCGGGGAGGUCCUGCAGGGCCCUACCUGCAGUCUCAGCGACUUGCGCUCUAUGCCCAGGCCACCGAAGCUCUGCUGAAGAGCGGUGCUGCGUACCCGUGUUUCUGCUCACCCCAGCGGCUGGAGCUCCUGAAGAGGGAGGCCAUAAGGAACCACCAGACACCCCGGUAUGACAAUCGGUGCCGGAGCCUGAGCGAGGCGCAGGUGGCCCAGAAGCUGGCCAAGGACCCCAAGCCUGCCAUCCGCUUCCACCUGGAGGGGGAGGCGCCAGCCUUCCAGGACUUGGUGUACGGCUGGAAUCGGCAUGAGGUGGCCAGUGUGGAGGGGGACCCAGUCAUCCUGAAGAGCGAUGGCUUCCCCACCUACCACCUGGCCUGUGUGGUGGACGACCACCACAUGGGCAUCAGCCACGUGCUGCGAGGCUCCGAGUGGCUGGUCUCCACCUCCAAGCAUCUGCUCCUCUACCAGGCCCUGGGCUGGCAGCCCCCGCGCUUUGCCCACCUGCCCCUGCUCCUCAACAGGGAUGGCAGCAAGCUGUCCAAGAGGCAAGGGGACAUCUUCCUGGAGCAUUUUGCUGCCGCCGGCUUCCUGCCAGAUGCCUUGCUCGAUAUCAUCACCAGCUGCGGCUCAGGGUUUGCAGAGAACCAGAUGGGCAGGACCUUGCCAGAGCUGAUCACACAGUUUGACCUGACCCGGCUCACCUGCCACUCAGCCCUGCUGGACCUGGAAAAGCUCCCAGAAUUCAACAGGCUGCACCUCCGCCGUCUGGUGAGCGAUGAGACCCAGAGACGCCAGCUGGUGGGGAAGCUACAGGCUCUCGUGGAGGAGGCAUUCGGGAGCCAGCUGCAAGACAGGCAUGUGCUGGACGCAGCCUACGUGGAGAGGAUCAUCCUGCUGAGACAAGGUCACAUUUGCCGCCUGCAGGAUUUGGUCUCCCCAGCGCACUCCUACCUGUGGACUCGCCCUGCUGUGGGUCGAGCACAGCUGGGCGCCGUCUCGGAGAAGGUGGACGUCAUUGCCAAGCGUGUGCUGGGGUGAGUGUCCGCAGGCUGAGUUCAGGGUUCUGCACCUCCCUUCCCUGUCUCCCCACUAGGGCCCCCUUCACUACAGGGCUCGGCUGUCAGGCCUGCAGUACAACCCCAGAGCUAGUGAGAGGUUCUCGGUGAGACGAUCGCUCACGGCUCUCUUGGCGGUAGGGCUGACCCUGAGGAGCCCGGGCUCUCCCGGGAAGAGGCGGUGGUCCGGCGCUGGGAUUGGACCCACCUGGGUUCCAUUCCCACCCCACCCCUCACUGGCCCAGUUAGUUCACCUGCCCAGGGGUCUUCAAUUUGUCCAAGUGACUGCACGUCCUUGAGCUUCCGUUUCCUCACCUAUAGGGUGGAGAUGAUACUAGGUCUUAUUUUAACAGUAGCAGGACUCUCCAGAUUACGAGAGCACAAAGUGCAACCAAAGCAGGCUUAAGCAAGGGGGGAAUGAUUGGUGUAUGUAACUGCAGAGGCUAGGAGAAGAGCCAACUUGAGGUCCAGCUUAAAGCAGGGGCCAAAAAUAUGGCACCAAGACCUAAUUUCUCCCUCUGUCCCUUUGACUUUCUCCCCGACCCUUCCCCACGCCCGCUACUCCUUCUGCAGGGGUUCUGUAUCGGGUAGAUGGAGCGUGGGAUGCUCUACCAGACAGGACGAGCACCUUUCUCCCUUACCUGCAUCCAGAGCAGGCAGUUUGGGGCUGAACAGCUUUCUCCACAUCUCCAGGGUCCUGUCAUCCCUGGGUUUUGCUCUUGUCCCCAUGGUCCGUGGUGGCUCACGAUUCAGCCAGAGGAGGAAGGAGGAAAGGGAGCGGGGGAUGGGAUACUCCUCCCCCUUAGGGACUUGACUUAAAAGUGACACACUCGUUUCCACCCGCCUCCCGCUGGCCCGAACGCCUGUCUUACGGCCACUCCAAGCUACAAGGGAAUCUGGAAAAUGUAGUUUUUACCUUGGGGGCCGGGUGCCCAGCUGAAAAUUGUGUCAGUACACAUGAGAGGGAGAAAGGAUACCAGGGGUCAAAAGCAGCCUCUCUCACAGUCUCCACUGUGGUGGUAAGACAGCAAAACCUUAGCCUCCGGCUCCAGCUGUGUCCUGAGAUUCACUCUGUUGGGGCCUGAUUAGCCUGGUUUUUCUGUGUCGGAACUAGUCACUGAGGCCUGGAGAAUGUGAUGUGCUGACCGGCUUAGGUUAGGUCAUACGUGGGACCCUGAGUGGACCCCCCCCACCACCAGCCAAAGCACAUGUCCUGAGGAUGGAGCCAGGUAGUUCCACAGGGAGAGUUAGGGCCUGUGGAGAGAGUUAUAAAGAUUAAAUUAGAUAAUAAUAGCAAACACUCGUGUGGGUUUGCUUACACACGUGCCUACAGCAUGCUGUGUUAUAUAUCAUAUACGUUAGAUGUGUACACGGAUAUGUGUGCAUGCUAUGUGUAUGUGUAUACACUUGAAUUCAUAGCGACCUAAUAAAGGAACUACUGUUGUUAUGCCAAUUUUAACAGGUGAGGAAAUCAAGGCACAAAGAGGUUAAGUAACUUGUCUAAAAUAAUACAGCUAGUCAAUCGAAGGAGCAGGGAUUGAGACUCAAGGUGGCUGGGGCAAGAGACCGUUAUGUCCAAUCAUAUUCUCUAUUGCUUAUCCUUGGUGUAAAGUACCUGGACAGCCCCUGAUAACAAGCAACCAUCACAAGUCUUCGCUCCUACUCAGCCCCCAACAGAAAGGCAGUCCCAAACAGCAGUUUCCUUUGUGAAAUGUCUGUGUAUUCAAGGAAAUGUGUAUACAACCCAUUCUUCCAACUUUUUGAAUUUAAAACUUAAUUGUUAUUAAUACAUUCAAACCUCUUGAACCUCUAGGUUUAAAACCUAGAAAUUAUUUUAAAAGGUAUAUAUCAGGAGUCCCAUUUUUAAUCCUUGUCCUCUGUCUGCCCCAUUCCAGAACCCUCUCUGGAUGUUACUACUAUUCAUAUCUAAAUAAUCCUUAUUUUUCAGCUUUUUUACACAAAAGGAACAAUACAGGGAAUUCUCUGGUGGUCCAGGGGUUAGGACUCAGUGCUUUCACUGCCAGGGGCCUGGGUUUAGGCCCUGAUGGGCAACUAAGAUCCUGCAAGCUAAGCAGUGUGGCCAAAAAAAAAAAAAAAGUAUGAUACAAUAACACUGUUGUCUUUGGGUGGGAUUUUUGUUUUAAUUUUUUUAGUGAAGUAUAGUUUAUUUAUAAUAUUAUGUUAGUUUCAAAUGUACAACAUAAUGAUUCAGUAUUUUUAUAGAUUAUACUUCAUUUAAAGCUUACAAAAUAAUGGCUGUAUUUCCCUACGUGUCUUUAUGUGUGUUUUUGCUUGUUUGUCUGUUUGUUUUUCCCUUAACAAUUUAUCUUUAGAUCUGUCCAGGGCUUAGAAGAGCAUCCUCAUUCUUUUCUCAGCUACAGCUAUUCCCUUUUUAUACCACUUUACCAUGAUUUAUAUAAUUCACCUCCUAUUGAUGGACGUUUGGAUUGCUUCCAAAUUUUGCGGUUACAAACAAUGCCACAGUGAGUGACCUUGAAUAGACAUCAUUAAGUACCCUUACAAGUAAAUCUCCCGGAUAAAUUCCCAAGAGGUAUUAUUAAUAAUAAUACUCCCUUAAUUUAGGACAUUCCACAUGAGGCUGUUAGUUCUAGUUCACCGGGCUAAUGUCUUACCUCCCCACCCCUGCCAUGGGAUUAGAUUUUAGAGACCCUCCUCUGGGGCUCCUACUGAAGGCAGGAAAGCCGACGCCCAAAUAUUUAGAAGCUGCCGGAUCUCUGGAAGUCCCUCUGUGCCCAUGCCAAGGCCUGGACCAGCUCUAACAUGUCCUGGCUGCCAGUGUUGGCUGCCUGGGGCCUAUCAUUCUUUCACCAGCUCCUUGGCAGCCUGAUUCUCCACAGUGACAUUGAGGAGUGUGUUUGGUUUUUUCCCACAUUACAUUUUUUUUUUUUUUGAAGUAUAGUUGAUUUACAAUGUGUUAAUUUCUGCUAUAUAGCAAAGUGAUUCAGUUAUACAUAUUCUUUUCCAUAGUCUUUUCCAUUAUGGUUUAUCACAGGAUACUGACUAUAGUUUCCUGUGCUGUGUGGUAGGACCUUGUUGUUUAUCCAUUUUAUAUAUAAUGGUUUGCAUCUGCUAGUCCUAAACUGCCAGUCCUUCCCUCCCCCACCCCGCCCACCCUUGGCAACCACAGGUCUGUUCUCUAUGUCUGUGAGUCUGUUUCUGGUUCGUAGAUAUGUUCAUUUGUGUCAUAUUUUAGAUUCCACAUAUAAGUGAUAUCAUAUGGUAUUUGUCUCUUUCUGACUUAUUUCACUUCGUAUGAUAAUCUCUA